AGCAGAAGCAGACUCAGUAGUCUAAUGAACCUGAUCACUAUCGCCACAUUGAUUCUAACGACGUUGAUAACAACGGCAAACACAAAUCCAGUAUUUGUAGAUAAUCCCAGCUUAGCACAGUUUCAAUCUGGAAGAAAUAUACGGCAUUUACCUUGUAUAGUGAGGAAGUCUGGAAGAUCGGGUGUCUGCAUGUUUGCCAUCGAUUGCAUCAAACAGAAUGGAACUCAUUUGGGUACUUGUAUAGAUCGAUUUUACUUCGGUUCAUGUUGUGACAUUAAGGAUGAAGGCUCUCUUUUCGCUCCUGAAAUUGGAGACAACAGCAUAGACCAAAACACCAUUUCGCAUCAUUUUACUCCAGAAGCAACCACAGUGCCUACGAGUGCUCUCUUCAAACUGACCACCUUGGGGCCGCAUCCAAUCAGCAAUACAACGACGCAGCAACAGACGGACAUGGUGGCACAUACGACGAAUAGUGUCAUCCAGGGUUUAAUACCAUCCACCAACAAACACAACACUCGACGUCCCAUUAUUCAGCAGACAGAGGCUGCCACCACCCUUGCUCCAAGACCGGAAUCAACCACAAAGUCGACAACAGCGAAGCCACCUCCAUCAACAACUCGCAAGCAAUCACAUUUCGUGAUUAGAACAACAGCAAAACCCACAAAGGGACCAACGGGCUCGAAACCAUCGCACAAUACAACUACAAAGAAAAAGAAGAUAACUACAACAACAACUACUUCUACCACCACCACGACUACCACAACUGCACGUCCUAUACUCACCACUACCGCCAGCAACAAAAUUGUCCCCGAUGAAUUGAUUUUUGAAAUGACCACACCACCUACUAAGCUCUUCACAUUCCAAACUGUGGAAACAACGGUAGCAACACCAGCAGAACCAACAAAGAUAAUGGACUUUAUUACCACUGAACGCAUACAGCAGAAAACUACGAAAUCGCCGCUGCCUACUGUCGCCAGUCCUACUGCGGCCAAUGCAACGAAUCCCAUAACCAGUCACAGGCCGCCAACAAAACCAAAGCCCCAAGCCAGUCGCAAACCGAUCACCACCAAGAAACCUGGCCAAACGAAACGGACAACCAUCAAACCCACCAUUAUUCAAAACGAUCAAGAGAAGCCUGCUACUCAUAACACCACAUCCACCGCCAACCCCACUACAUUACCAACAACAGCAACCUCAACUUCACCUGUUGGAAAUGCAACGAUAACAAAAUAUCCCGGAAGCUAUAGGCCUAAGCCAAAGCCCACUGCAACGGUGACCAAGGUACCCAAGCCAACAAUGAGCUCCGUCAAGCCAAGACCAAAACCAACAAUGGCAACUCCCGAGGAGAUAACCACAACAGAAGCGAGCAAACGCAAUCCACCAACGCCCUCGCCAACAACUACCACUACAAGCACCACCACCACAACAUCGCACGGCACAAGAAGACCACCGACAACAACGACAUCCAAAACAACCACCGUGAAAACGGAAAGCAUAACAGAAGCUCCAGUAGUUGCAUCAACCACUUUGAAACCCGGAUUAGUGACCUGGACCAACAUUGAUGCCGAACCUGCGGGACCAAACAAAGCUUCCGACUGGAUUCCAGUAACAACAGCACACCCUACAAUCGCAAAUAAAACAGAAGGUCCUACUAGUGAACCGGCAGAAUAUGAAGAAAUAGGUGUUUCCGUAUCCACCAGCAUAAGUGCUGUGGUGAAUAACAAUACCAUCUUUGUUUCACCGCCCCAACGGCCAAUUGUUUUCCAAACAAUGACCACCUCAACACAAAAGCCCCAUACAACGACAACGAAAACCACCACAACAGCAAGGCCUACAACCACGACAACUGAAACAACAUUUACAACGAGCACAACACCCAAACCAACUACCACCACGACAUCAACGACCUUUAAGCCCACAACAAUUCCAACUACGUUUAUGACGUCUUCAACAACAACGCCCCCACCAGAGCCACAAACAACACCCACAACAUAUCACCCAACAAAAAUGACCACCACCACCACAACCACAUCUACUUUCCAUUCUACCACACUAACCACUGCUGGCCCCAUCACUGAAGAGCAUUCGCAUUCAUCUUCAACGGCACCGGAAGUUUCAAGCUCCGAAGGGGGAGUUGAAGAGAUGUUUACAACUGAGGGCCCGAGUGUGAAUAACACCACUCCCGCCAAUAGCUUGGAAGGUGUGGACUAUAGACAAGUGUGUGGUCGCAGAAUGUUCCCUGAACCCCGCAUUGUUGGUGGUUCAAAUGCCGCCUUUGGUCGGUGGCCCUGGCAAAUCUCUCUAAGGCAGUGGCGAACCUCGACUUAUUUGCAUAAAUGUGGAGCAGCAUUGCUUAACGAAAAUUGGGCCAUUACAGCAGCACAUUGUGUGGAUAAUGUUCCGCCAUCGGAUCUCUUAUUGCGAUUGGGAGAAUAUGAUCUGGCCGAGGAAGAGGAACCCUAUGGUUACCAGGAAAGGCGUGUGCAAAUUGUUGCCUCUCAUCCACAGUUCGAUCCUAGAACUUUUGAAUAUGAUUUGGCCCUAUUGAGAUUCUAUGAACCGGUAGCGUUCCAACCCAAUAUUAUACCUGUUUGUGUUCCCGAAAACGAUGAGGACUUUAUUGGACAAACAGCCUUUGUAACGGGUUGGGGUCGUCUCUAUGAGGAUGGCCCCUUGCCCAGUGUUUUACAAGAAGUUGCAGUACCUGUGAUCAACAACACCAUAUGCGAAUCCAUGUACAGAUCUGCUGGAUAUAUUGAGCAUAUACCACACAUAUUUAUCUGUGCAGGCUGGAAAAAGGGAGGCUAUGAUUCAUGUGAAGGUGAUUCGGGUGGUCCCAUGGUUCUGCAGCGUGAAUCCGAUAAACGUUUCCAACUGGGCGGUGUUAUAUCGUGGGGCAUUGGCUGUGCCGAAGCCAACCAGCCUGGAGUUUACACUCGAAUCUCCGAGUUCAGAGACUGGAUAAAUCAAAUUUUACAAUUUUAGGCUUAGCACGAAAAAACCAAGCGUCCACCCAAGACGUAUGUCUGUAGCAAAUAAUUAUUUGUAUUUAUACAUAUAUAUUUAUGUGUAGUUAGUCGAUAUAUUUGUAACUGUAUGUAAAUCAACGAUUAUUUUUAAACGAAAAAAAUUAGCAUUUAGUUAGCAUUUACUAUUAUUUAAUGUUUUAAUUAUCGUUAUAACUUAUCCAUGAUUCAUUACUGUAAUUUUUCUAAUUCUUUUUUAAUAUUUAUUGUUGUACUCUGCCCCUCAAUUGAUCAGGGCUUUAACAUAGCUUCGUUUUAAACUAGAAGUGAUUACUUUGAUGUGAUUUUAUAUUCAAUUGCAUAGUGGCGAUGCGAAAAUGGAAAUGAUGAUGAUGAUGUUGAUGGCAAUACAAUGGCGAGUUCCGGUUGAAGUCAUCUUGUUCAUUGGUUAUAUUCUCCAAAACGGACAGUAUUCAGAGGAAGACUUAAAGUCUGAAAUUGCAGGCAAUCAACGAAUGUAACCCUUGGAACGACUGAUUUCGUCGAUAUUUUAUUGUUAGUCUAAAUCAAGAUUUUUGUUAUGCUUUCGUAAGAUUUUAUUCCAAAAAUGUACAAAACUCUUAGACAACGAUUUUUUGCAUUGUGGAUGAUGAGAAAAAAGAAAUUCAAGUUGCUAGAUUGGGCCACUCAAGGCAUUCCCAAUUCCAACUUCGGAACAAAUGAUCAGGCCUUAGUUAAGAGGAGACUCGUCAAAGUCCACAAAGAAAUGUAAGAAAAUUUUAAUCAGACCAGAUGAUUGGCAUCAUCGAAAUAAAAAAUAAAAAUUGUAAAUAGAAAUAGACAGCUUAGAAACAAAAGAACAAAAUAUGACUUCUCUUCUCAACCCAUGACACAAAGGUGAGAGGAGAGGGCAU
This is a messenger RNA of Stomoxys calcitrans (stable fly), 3880 nucleotides long. RefSeq names its product serine proteinase stubble (gene Np). The record is from RefSeq and is a predicted model, not a curated record. The coding region runs from base 25 to 2985 and encodes 986 amino acids. Lineage: Eukaryota; Metazoa; Arthropoda; Insecta; Diptera; Muscidae. Gene Ontology annotation, biological process: proteolysis; acrosome reaction. The transcript is spliced from 8 exons. Gene Ontology annotation, molecular function: serine-type endopeptidase activity.